Messenger RNA from Cladocopium goreaui, 1440 nucleotides. The record is from the annotation of a GenBank genome assembly. NCBI's taxonomy places the organism in Eukaryota, Dinophyceae, Suessiales, Symbiodiniaceae.
AUGGGUGUGGGGCGGCUCGGGUCCAUCGGACUCUGGCUGCUGAUCUUGAUGCUGUGCGUCCGGCAGCUGACCCGACAUUUUUCGGCCUUGGUCACCCCAAGCGCCAGCGAACAUGAGAGGCUGCUGGAAGGUCUACAUGGGAAACACCUCAACCCCGACUGGUUAUCCUCCGUGCUCCAGCAAGCUGCCCAAAAGGGACAACAGCCACUGCCAUCCAACGAUGUAGCUUCACUGCAGGUGGUGCUGGGUACGGAGAAAUUUUGGCCACAGUCUCAGUCUGCACAACUGCAACUGGACUUAGUGGGGAUGAAGCAACCCGUGUACCUCUACCUGAAGAAAGUCAUCGCCAGAGAUAUGCCGGCGAAGAGUGCUCAAGCACUUCGUCGUGAUUUGAGCUCUAAUCGCAAUGAGGCUCGUUUCUAUCAAGAGUUUUCUGCAGAGAUGCGUGCAAGGGGCGUUCCCUUACUGCAGGCUCCUUUGGUGCAGGAGGACUUCUCAUGUUUGGACACCAAAAUUGAUGGAGACGAGGAAGAACAUUUGCGCGAAGGUGGCAUGCUUUUGCUACUGGAGUGUGCUGACGAGGGCUUUAUGCAAACAUCGCCAUUGUCAUUCGACCAAGCAGCCCUCAGUUUGUCCUUGCUGGCAAACUUCCAUGCAGCAGCUUGGGAGGACCGGGACCUACUUCACAAGGCAUCCAAUCGGUUGUAUGCCACCGGCAGUUACUGGAUGCUGGAUCGACGUGGCAGGGCGGAACUGCAGCAGUUGAAGCCCAUUUGGAAGAAUUAUUUGGAAGCUUUCCAAUCGCAUGCCCCAGACUUUUUGGCCCAGCCUUCCAUCCGGAUGCUGGCAGAGCGGUUGGAGCGCACGGCCGUUUGGGUCGCGGAGCAGCUGAGGCCGUCUGCGGAAGAGGACUUCGCCACCUUGAUGCAUGGUGAUCCCAAGGCUAUGAACAUGUUCCUACCUACAAUCAUGGCGGAAAACAGCAAGGCUCUGAUCAUCGACUUUCAAUGGACCGGUGUGGGCUACGGUGUGGCAGAUGUGGCUAUGCACUUGCCACAUUCUGUUCAUGAUGCUGCCCUGAGGGACGGCGGGGAGGAGAAACUGGUGAAGAUGUAUUACAACGACCUGAUAAGGGCGUUGGAACAACGGUUGCCCAAGCCACGCUUGGAUGCCUUCACUUUUGACCAAGCAUGGCAUCUCUAUCGCUUAGCCUUCGUGGAUUAUGCCCGGAUGGUCAUGUGCAAUUUCUUCAAGGGAGCUUCACCAGCUGCCUUCCAGGCCCAUGCCCACCGGCCCAAUGUGGGUUUUCUAUAUCGAAAUGUCGAGGCAUCGCUGCAUUUCCUGCAGCAACUUGAUCAACACCUGCGCUAUGUGGAAGAACUCCGUGGGGAGCAACCAGUGACCACGGUGGAAGUGUCGCCAGAUCAGUCUUUGCGAUGA